Alternaria rosae is the source of this 1944-nucleotide messenger RNA. Its product is annotated as insulin-induced protein-domain-containing protein. The coding region runs from base 274 to 1557 and encodes 427 amino acids. Gene Ontology annotation, cellular component: endoplasmic reticulum. Gene Ontology annotation, biological process: sterol biosynthetic process. NCBI's taxonomy places the organism in Eukaryota, Fungi, Ascomycota, Dothideomycetes, Pleosporales, Pleosporaceae. The record is from RefSeq and is a predicted model, not a curated record. The transcript has 3 exons.
CACUGCACGUUGUACGAUUUCUCCGCUCUCAGUAUUGCUUUGAUUGCCUAUACGAGAGUUCAACUUACCCUCGCGUGCUAAACACCGCAACAGUUAUACGAGUACGCGCAUCUGAUUGUGCGGCGACUGGUAGCGUGUCCGUCUUUUCUUCUUUACGCUCGCUGUUGGUAUUCCUUUUAUCUUGUAUUGUAAUUGCAAGCAUACAUUGCAGCGGUCGACACGACAACGAAGUUUGCGGGACCCUGCACAGGACGGAACUGAAGCGCGACGGCUAUGGAGGAAGACCCUUCGAAAGCGAAAGCGGCGCCACCUCCGCUGCACAUCUACCGCCCCAUCCCGCGUCGCAACUUCGAAUCCCAUAACGACACGGCCGAUUCGCCCACGCACGCCUUUUCACAAGCCACGCCUCCGAGCGCGACCGAGAACCGGAGAUCGUCUGACUUCCUCACGCAGCUUAAUGCGCGCUUACUGAGGACCUUCAACUCGCGCGACGAUGACUCGGAAGAUCAGGAGAGGGAGAGGGGGCCACCGCCGCGGAACAAGAGCUACUUGAACAUGACGAGUAGUACUCUAUCUGGCAUAUACGACGAGACGGGCGCGAACACGGCUGGUGAACUCAGUACGGCGGAAACGCCCUGGGGAACUGGCUCCGAGACCCCCGCACACACUGCCAUGGGCCUCCAGCCCUGGGAAGCGGGCAUGGGAAGUCCUGAUGGCGGACUGAGCCUGAAGACCAAGGCCAGGAAAGGAUCCGCCAUGGGCAAACUUGAGGGAAGGCGGAGGAGUCAUUCGAUCAAGCAACCACGCCACGGCGUCUGGAAAUACGUCGUAAUCUUGGGCAAGCUCGUAGCAUUGUAUGUCUUUGGCGUCAUCUACGGAGUCAUUGUCUCGCAUCUCCACGAGACGAGACAGUUGGCAGCUGUCCACGUUGAAGGCGUUGAUCAAAAGAGCCAGGCCUACCUCGCGACCUGGGGGUUGUUUGGGGUUGCCCUGGGAAGUUUGCUACCAUACGUUGAUCUCGUGUGGGAUGCGCAGCGGAGAGAGGACGAGACUGAAGACAAGGAGACUGAGACGCACGAUUCACCCAUCAGCGAGCAGAUCAACGAUGUGGUAAGGAGUGUGGCAGCUUUUGUAGGAAUCGCGUUCGCUAUCCGCCGUCUCCCCUGGCAAUCAACACUCCAACUCACCCUAACACUUGCCCUCGUCAAUCCCGCUCUCUGGUACAUACUCGACCGUUCGAAGCCCGGUCUCUCCGUCUCACUCACCGUCACGUCCAUCCUCACGUCCUUCAUCUUCCUCUCGAACCCCGACGUCCUUCCCUCGCCGUCUCUACCAGCAACCACAAACGCUACACAAAUCCCUUCCAUGGGCAGUCACACACAUGCAAAAGGCAGGCCAGCACCGGCCGUCACACCAGAGAUGUUCGCUGGCAUGGUCAGCUACGAGAAUCUUGCUGUGGUGACAUGGGUGGGAAGCGUCCUCUUUUGCAGUUGUGUUUGCUUUGGGAGUAUAGGGAGGAGGUUGGCUGUGCUGGAGGAAAGUGGGUGGAAGAGGUGAAGGUUAUUGUUAGAGAGGCAUGGAUGCCUUGGAGGUCACGUUGCAGUCUUGCGCAACUACGGCUUGUUGGGAUAUUGCUAGACUUGGUAAACGGCAUGGGGCGUCCGGUAUGAAUUGAAACUAUCGGCUCCACGUGGAGCCUUGGACGCCAUUUGCCGUUAUCGUUAGGUGAUAUGUACUGCUCAUUGAUCAUGUCUCCGUCUUCUCAUGCUCUUACUUGACUAGAGUCACACAGCAUGGCUGACACCGCGAGUAUCCAGAAGUUGCACUUGCGAGAAGACUCAAAUACGACAGGUCUUUAUGGAUCUCCAGCCUCGAACCUCUAUGCCAGGACAGGAUAUUUCGAAAUAUGCACAAUAUAGAUUUUGAAUCCUAAGACACUGCAUG